UGGGCCACCACCAUCCUGGACAUCGAGCGCUCCUUCCCCGUGUUCGUCCGGAGGGCCUUCCGCUCGGGAGAGAUGGUCACCGUGGGGAAGUCUCUGGAUGGGGCCCCCGACCGGAGGUGGUGCUUCAGAGUGGAUGAGGUGAACUGGUCUCACUGGAACCAGAACCUGGGUAUCAUCAACGAGGACCCCGGCAAGAACGACACCUACCAGUAUUACGGCUUCUCCCACACCGUGGGGCGCCUGCGCAGAGAUCGCUGGUCAACGGUGGUGCCUCGUGUGGUGGAGCUGAACAAGAAUUCCCAGCCAGACGAGGUGGUGGUGCCCCUGGACAGCCUGCGCUCAGCGGGAGCAAACGCGCACAAGCCCAGCUACCCUCACAGCUGGAGGAAGGAAGACGCUCAGAUCUAAGGGCCAAGCAACCUCCACACUCCGGGACAGCCUUUGUGGCCUCACGGGAGCCCCUCGAACGGGGAUCUUGAUGGAGCUGCCUUCUGCGUCCCAGCCAGCCUUCCAGGAACCGGAAUGGGAGAGGAGGGGUCGAGCCUCUUGCAUUUGGAACAAAAAGUGGCUUUUAAAAACACUCCUAAGGAGAUAAACUGGAAACCUGGUUUUAGGUUGCCGCAUUGCAUCCCAAGGGCAACACCGCCCAGAGAUUGAGGAUUGAGGCUCAGGAUCUGAGGAUUUUGUCCUUACCGGAGGCUCCAAAUGCCGAAGGACGAUGCCACAAGGGCCACGAUUCCAAAGGCAUCAAGUGAUCCUCCAACGUGGCUCCUUUGAAGGUGCCAUGGGCUGAGUUUUGCGUGAAUUUCCUGCUGGCUGAAAACACGCAGGGAGGCUCCGGGUGUGUGUGUGUGUUUCACGCUGCCUGGGGAUUGUGAGUCUCCUCUGAUAGUAGUACUGUGUUUUCCAGAGUGUAAGACGCACCAAGAUUUUGAAGAGGCAAUUUUUUAAAAA
Molecule: messenger RNA, 954 nt
Organism: Thamnophis sirtalis
Lineage: Eukaryota; Metazoa; Chordata; Lepidosauria; Squamata; Natricidae
Source: RefSeq, a predicted model, not a curated record